This is a messenger RNA of Sphenostylis stenocarpa, 309 nucleotides long. The record is from the annotation of a GenBank genome assembly. NCBI's taxonomy places the organism in Eukaryota, Viridiplantae, Streptophyta, Magnoliopsida, Fabales, Fabaceae.
AUGCAGAAACCACGUGGUAUGUUGUUACAGCCUGUUAUAGGUAAUUUGACAUACAAAGUUGUGAACAGUGUAGAUCCACACAACGAAACUCAUAUCAUAUACGGAAAGAGUGGAUUCCCUAUUCCAUUCUCACUCUACCCCAUUCAAUACAAAGAUGAAAGUGUACAAGACCAGAUAAUCCUACUUUCACCAGAUAGAAGGCAUGUGCUAAGUGCUCCAGUUGGUCCAUGUAUAAUGAAUCCUACUCGUAUAAAAAGUUUCAAAUUACUGCCAAAUGAAAAAAAUACUGAAGCAGAUUUGAUUGAGUGA